UACAGUCGCCAAUCUAAAUUGUUCAAAUACGACGGCAAAUGUCUUUUCAAUUUCCACAUGGACGUCGGGCUUUUAUUUACGACUGGUAAUUUGACAGUCGUUUCAAAAUUUAUGAAAAUCUCCUGAAAUAUGGAAGAGAAACCUUUGAAAGGACAGUUAACGGAAAAUACAGACGUCAACCAAGAUGAGUUGAUCCUUCAGCAACAAAGACGAAUCGAGAAGGAGAUUUCCGAAUCCAUUGCUUUAGUUGGAGAAAAAGAGUCUAUAAAAAGCUUGGAACGUGAAUAUCCGGAAGAUGGUGUAUACCUUUCGAAAGCUAAAGUACUGGGACAGAAAUAUUCUUAUAUUAGAAGAACUAGGCCAGAUGGGAACUGUUUUUUUAGAGCCUUUAGUUAUGCUUAUCUUGAGAAGCUAAUUGGAAAUAAGGAAGAAUAUGAAAAAUUUCGGGAACUUGCAUUGAAAAGUAAAGACUGUUUAGUAGCAUUAGGUUUUCCUCGAUUUACGGUUGAAGACUUUCAUGACACAUUUAUGGAAGUGAUCGAUAAAGUAGGAGGUGAUGCAGAGUCAAGUUACAUUGAGCUGCAUAAACUUUUUAACGAACAAGGUUAUUCUGAUUACAUUGUUGUAUAUCUUAGAUUAAUUACAUCUGGUCAAUUGCAACGUGAAGCUGACUUUUAUCAGCAUUUUAUUGAGGGAGAACGCACUAUUUCAGAAUUCUGUCAUCAAGAAGUUGAGCCAAUGUAUAAAGAAUCCGAUCAUAUUCACAUUAUCGCGAUGAGUACUGCUCUAGGAACAGGAGUUAGAGUUCGGUACAUGGAUCGAGGUGCAGGGACCGAAGUGACUGCACAUGAUUUUCCAGAAGGUGCCACUCCCUCAGUUCAUUUACUGUAUCGUCCUGGUCAUUACGAUAUUCUUUACCCCUGAUAAGUUUUGUACCCUAAUACUUUGGACGUCUUUCAUGACAAAAAUCACUUACUUAGAGCAUUUCGUUUUGUGUAUGUAGUAAAAAUUGAUAGACUUCUGAUUUGGUCGAAUACAAUUUAAUGUUGUGAUUAAUUAACAUAAGUUCUGUAAUACAAAUUGCGAAAUUUAAUGUAAACGAGGAAAGGUAUUUGCACAGAUACAAACACUGAAUUGUCGUGAAAUGAUGUGAAUUUAAUUUUAUUUCUUUCAGUUUUUUAAUUUCAAUUAUAAAUUUAAAUAUACAGAAUAAACAAUUCAA
Megalopta genalis is the source of this 1222-nucleotide messenger RNA. Its product is annotated as ubiquitin thioesterase otubain-like. The record is from RefSeq and is a predicted model, not a curated record. Gene Ontology annotation, molecular function: ubiquitin binding; cysteine-type deubiquitinase activity. Gene Ontology annotation, biological process: protein K48-linked deubiquitination. Gene Ontology annotation, cellular component: nucleus. Lineage: Eukaryota; Metazoa; Arthropoda; Insecta; Hymenoptera; Halictidae.